This is a messenger RNA of Osmerus eperlanus (European smelt), 1636 nucleotides long. RefSeq names its product methionine sulfoxide reductase Ab (gene msrab). Gene Ontology annotation, molecular function: peptide-methionine (S)-S-oxide reductase activity. The coding region runs from base 20 to 778 and encodes 252 amino acids. The transcript is spliced from 6 exons. Gene Ontology annotation, biological process: cellular response to oxidative stress. The record is from RefSeq and is a predicted model, not a curated record. Gene Ontology annotation, cellular component: cytoplasm. Lineage: Eukaryota; Metazoa; Chordata; Actinopteri; Osmeriformes; Osmeridae.
ACGACGCAGCUCAAUAGGAAUGAAGGGUGUUCAUAGGCAGCCAUUUUCGCUGUUAUUCUCUCAAGCACAUAAACAAAUCGUCUGGUGCUUUCUUUUCUCCGUGUUACUCGCUGUCGCAGAAAUGGCAGAUAAGACACAGUUACCCACGAAAGACCGGGCUCUUAAGGGAAGAGAGGAAAAAAUGGUCGUGGCAGAGAAGCAUGCAGUCAAUGGCAACCCCACCGUGGAGCCCUUCCCUGAGGGCAUGGAGACUGUCCUUUUUGGUAUGGGUUGUUUCUGGGGAGCUGAGAGGCGUUUCUGGAUGAAGUCAGGUGUGUUCUCCACCCAGGUGGGCUAUGCCGGGGGGGUCACGCCCAACCCCAACUAUGAGGAGGUUUGCUCAGGUCUGACUGGCCACACCGAGGUGGUCCGGGUGGUCUUCAACUCCAGCCACAUCCAUCUGAAGGAGUUACUCAAGCUGUUCUGGGAGAGCCAUGACCCCACUCAAGGAAUGAGACAGCAGAAUGACAGAGGGACCCAGUACCGUUCAGCCAUCUACACCUCCAGUCCCGCUCAGCAGGAACUGGCUCUAAACACCAGAGACACCUACCAAGAGGUGUUGAGUGAGAAGGGGCAUGGGGCCAUCACCACGGAGAUCCUGCAGGACCAGAAAUUCUUCUACGCAGAGGACUACCACCAGCAGUACCUGAAGAAGGUGCCCAAGGGGUACUGUGGCCUCAAGGGCACUGGGGUCUCCUGCCCCAUAGGAGCAGGGGCUGGUGACAAGGACGAGCUGUGACCUGGGCAGGAGGAGAGGAGGAACAUAAGGGAGCACAGAAUGGAGUUUAACAGGCUUGACUUUGAUGAUGACCAAACCAUAAUUAUUUUUUUUAUAUUUACUUGAGCAAUAACGACUCAAGUAUUUGUUUUUAGGCGUACUCUUGAUGAAGAUCUAGUCUACAGACUUCUGAUUGACACUUUUGCAUUUCAGACUGCAGUGUUGUCAAAUAGCCAGAAGAUGUCAGUAUGCCCCAAAUAACAUGAAUAACUCAAAAUGAAGAUUUUAUGUCAUUCCAACAGCAGAUAAUACAUUCUACAUAUGUUUUAAAACAAUGUUGUGUUUCCUAAUCAAUAUAGGUUAUCUCUGUAAUUGACUUCUGAUCCAUUUUGUAUUCUGAUCCAUCAUGUACCAAAUAUUAGCAGUUUCGAAAGUUGUUUCUUACAUUGAACAAGGAUGUGGCAAGACCAUUCCUCUCAUGAUGUAGCUGGGAUCACACAUGCCUCUGAGCAAGAACUGAUUUCUACAAGCUUUCUACAGUUUAGUUUUUCUCAGAUAUCUUUUUUCAGAAGAGUCAAUUAUUGAGAUUGAUUAUGUCAGAUUCCCAGGAUUGUUUGUUUUGCUCUUGCUUGUUUGUCUUGCACUUUAACCUUUCCACCUAGUGCGCAUAGCAGUCACUGCACAUAAAUGUGAUAUCCAGCCUAUAGAAUGAAGGAUGAUUGAAAGUACCAGCGGGUACAAGCAGCUACCUGCCCCACAACACAUACAGAAGUCACUGUCAAAUUGUAUCUAAAUCUUCAUAUCUCUUUAAUUCGUUUUUCACAGAUACUGGAAUGAAUAAUUCUAAUUUGUCUGUUUCAUUAGUCAUUGGUAACUCAU